Molecule: messenger RNA, 1998 nt
Organism: Carya illinoinensis
Lineage: Eukaryota; Viridiplantae; Streptophyta; Magnoliopsida; Fagales; Juglandaceae
Product: 2,3-bisphosphoglycerate-dependent phosphoglycerate mutase 1-like
Exons: 9
Coding region: 185-1222 (345 amino acids)
Biological process (GO): glycolytic process
Molecular function (GO): intramolecular phosphotransferase activity
Source: RefSeq, a predicted model, not a curated record
GCUGUUCUAUAUAUGGUUAACUGUCUGUCCCUCUCAAUAUUUUUGUUGAAACGGAUGUGUAACUUCGUCAUCGUCGGCUUCUCCGCCUGAGUUCCUCCUAGAAAACUCUUCCCUUCCAGCUUAUUUGCACCUUUCUUUGCCUCGGUUACUUCGCUUGUUCCCAUAUAACAAGGCCAUACUCUGAAUGGCUGCUUCAGUAUCUCACCGCGCUAUUUGGACUCCUCAGUCCUAUGGAUAUCUUAACAGCUCUAGUCUUCAUCAUGAGGUUGGGGACAAUUCAUUGAGAUUCAUUUCAAGGGGUCUCAAGAUCAAAAUUGGCCUUUCAAGAAGAGGAUAUGUUUGCUCUGACCAUAGGAACUUUGAUCGUGUUCAAGCCUCAGCAUCUCAAACUUCAAUGUUUGAACAAGUUUCAACCCCCCUACAAAGCAACACCAGUAACUCUCAGAAGAAAUCAAAUGAAGUUGCUUUGAUUCUGAUCCGGCAUGGAGAGUCAUUAUGGAAUGAAAAAAACUUGUUCACGGGUUGUGUUGACGUGCCACUAACUAAGAAGGGUGUGGAAGAGGCAAUUGAAGCUGGCAAAAGAAUCAGCAAUAUACCUGUCGACAUGAUCUAUACAUCUGCACUGAUCCGUGCACAGAUGACUGCCAUGCUUGCUAUGACCCAGCACCGUCGUAGGAAGGUGCCAAUUAUUAUUCAUAAUGAGAGUGAGCAGGCAAGGGCUUGGAGUGAGGUUUUCAGUGAAGACACUAAAAAGCAAUCCAUUCCUGUGAUAGCAGCUUGGCAAUUGAAUGAAAGAAUGUAUGGAGAAUUACAGGGUCUUAACAAGCAGGAGACAGCUGAUAGAUAUGGGAAGGAAAAAGUUCAUGAAUGGCGUCGGAGUUACGAUAUCCCUCCUCCUGAUGGCGAGAGUUUGGAAAUGUGUGCAGAAAGAGCUGUAGCUUAUUUCAAAGAUCAAAUUGAACCCCAGCUUCUAUCUGGAAAGAAUGUAAUGAUUGCUGCCCAUGGGAAUUCGUUGAGGUCCAUCAUUAUGCAUCUCGACAAAUUAACUUCCCAAGAGGUUAUCAGUUUAGAACUAUCAACUGGAAUUCCCAUGCUUUACAUUUUCAAAGAGGGAAAAUUCAUAAGGAGGGGAAGUCCCGUUGCACCUACCGAGGCAGGAGUUUAUGCUUAUACUAGGAGAUUAGCUCUAUACAGGCAAAAAUUAGAUGAGAUGCUGCAUUAAUAUGCAUCGAAGUAUAGGAUUGAGUGUUCAAGAGGAUGAUCGCGAGGGGUCCUAAGAAGGGUCGACUAUUUCCAAUCCAAAUUUUGAAUUUGUUUAUUCUCAAUUAAUGAAUAGAGAUCUAGUUCAUUUUCUCGAUGAUUGUUUGGGUGAUUUACUUUGAGAGGAGCAACAGUUAUUUACUCAGAGUAUAAUGGAACAGCAGCAGGCUCCACCAACUCAAGUGGCAUUUACCACACAAGGGAAUCAAAGGGCCGAGACUAUAGCACUAUGCAAUGCUAUAGUUGCAAGGGUUUUGAUCACAUUGCCACCCAUUAUUCGAAGAAAUUUUAUCAUUAUUGCAAAAAAUCUAGACAUAUUAUCAGGGAUUGCCCAAUCCAACCACCUUGAAAGCAAGAGAGUGCCUAUUCCACCUUAGUUAAUUCGUCAGGUGCAUCCUCUUCUACAACUCCUGUUGCCGCCUCUCAUGUUUCAGUGCCUGCAAUUCAGUUAAGGAGAUUGGAAGAUACUACUUCAGUUGAUACUCCUCUGGAGGUGAAUGUUAAGUAUAGAAAAGAUGAAGGCGAACUACUCCCAGAUCCUACCUUAUAUCGUAAGUUAGUUGGCAACUUGAUUUAUCUUACCAUCACGCGCCCUGAUAUCUCUUAUGUUGUCCACACUGUUAGUAAGUUCAUGGAUUCACCUCAACAUCUCCAUUUGGUAGCUGUUCGUCGGAUUAUUCGUUAUCUACUUGGGACUCCAAAUCGUGGACUAUUUUUUCCUAAGAGUUCUUAUCUUCA